GCAAACUUGUCCUGUCGGACAUGGUACUUGACGAAAAUGCGAUUAAAUCAAGAGAAACUUGAAAGAGAAUAAAUUUGUUGCUGAUGUCUUUCGUGUGUUCAAUUUAGGACCCAUUGUUCGAAUUGCCCCCGGCGAAUACAGUAUCGAUGACCCCGAGGCUACGAAGGAGAUUUAUGGCUUGGGCGGGAAUUUCGUGAAAAGUCCAUGGUACAUUGCAAGCAGCAAUCCGGAUCCUCAUGCAACGCCCGACCUGUUCACUGAUCUCGAUCCAAAACGGCAUGCGGCAAAUAGGAGGAAAGUGGCUGCGCUGUACUCUAUGACGAAUCUAGUGCAGAUGGAGCCGUUUGUUGAUGAGUGUUCUGAGUUAUUGAUCAAGAGAUUUAGGGAGUUUGGGGUGGCAGGGAAAGAGGUGGAUAUGGCGCGUUGGUUGCAGUGUUAUGCUUUCGAUGUUAUUGGGCAUAUUUCUCUAGCAGACCGGUUCGGCUUCCUCGAUGCCGGCGAAGAUAUAUCCGGCAUGAUGGCCGCCAUCGAUGAUUACCUCUCUUAUCUCACCCACGUCGGAGUCUUCUCUGAGUUCCAUCGGACAAUCGCCGGCCUCCUCUCCCACUUCUCUCAGAAUGACACCGGAAUGUCUGCCAUCCGUAAAUUUGCUCAAGCUCAACUAUCCAAACGUAAAUUCGAAAUCAUUCGGUCGGACAAGAGGAACUCCAAUCAGGGCGACUUUAUCACCAAGCUCUUGCAACUACAUGAAGCUGACCCGUCCAAAGUUGGCAUGAAGGAUGUUUUUAUCACACUCAUUACAAACAUUGGUGCUGGCUCUGACACAACAUCUGUCAGUCUCGGCUCUGUGAUUUAUCACCUCUGCCGAAAUCCAGAUACAAUGCAUACUUUACGGAAAGAAAUCGACGACAUGGAGAAAGCAGGCCGUAACUCCAAUCCCGUGACAUUCAUCCAGACUCAACAGAUGCCGUACUUGCAGGCUGUUAUCAAGGAGGCGCUGAGAAUUCAUCCGGCUACGGGGUUGCCGCUUGGGAGAGUUGUUCCCAAGGGUGGGAAGGUUAUUGCUGGGCAGCUGUUUCCGGAAGGUAGCGUCGUAGGUAUCAACUCUUGGGUAGCACACGCGAAUACCCAUAUAUUUGGGCCCGAUGCGGCAGUGUUUCGACCUGAGCGAUGGCUGGAGAGUAAAGAGAAGAGUACUAUGCUGGACAAGUAUUUCUUUAGCUUCGGCAUGGGAUCUCGCACUUGCAUAGGCAAGAACAUCAGUCUUUUGGAGAUGGCGAAACUCAUUCCGCAACUCGUGAGGAAUUUUGAUAUUGAGCUAGUGAAUUCGGGAAAGGAAUGGAAAACGACGAAUAAAUGGUUUGUGAAACAAGGUGAUUUCUUUUGUAAGGUUAGGUUGAGAGAGGGUGAUUCUUAGUGGAUGUUGAGAUGUAGUGUACGAAGUGUUGUGAAUGUGGGCAGAACAAAAUCUUGCAUCUUCCUCAUUGAAUCCGCAGAAGCAAAUCUCAGAUUACUGACGAAUUUUCUGCAACGCCCAGAAUUGUAUGCUUCAUAUCUGAUAUUGUAUUGUAUUGGAUGUUCAAAAUUUUGG
Messenger RNA from Cadophora gregata, 1591 nucleotides. RefSeq lists its product as uncharacterized. Lineage: Eukaryota; Fungi; Ascomycota; Leotiomycetes; Helotiales; Ploettnerulaceae. Gene Ontology annotation, molecular function: oxidoreductase activity, acting on paired donors, with incorporation or reduction of molecular oxygen; monooxygenase activity; iron ion binding. The transcript has 5 exons. The coding region runs from base 317 to 1417 and encodes 366 amino acids. The record is from RefSeq and is a predicted model, not a curated record.